Molecule: messenger RNA, 1707 nt
Organism: Lemur catta (Ring-tailed lemur)
Lineage: Eukaryota; Metazoa; Chordata; Mammalia; Primates; Lemuridae
Gene: FANCF
Product: FA complementation group F
Exons: 1
Coding region: 36-1115 (359 amino acids)
Biological process (GO): interstrand cross-link repair
Cellular component (GO): Fanconi anaemia nuclear complex
Source: RefSeq, a predicted model, not a curated record
AAGGUGAAAGCGGAAGUAAGGACUUUGCGUGCCUCAUGGAACCGCUCGCACAGCACCUGGAGCGCUUUUCCGAGGUUCUAGCGGUCUCGAGCACUGCUCACGUCAGCACCUGGGACCCUGCCACCGUUCGCAGGGCCCUGCAGUGGGCUCGCUACCUGCGCCACAUCUACCGGCGCUUUGGUCGCCAUGGCCGCAUCCGCAAGGCUCUGGAGCGGCGGCUGCACAACCAGUGGAGGCAGGAGGACGGCUUUGGGUCCAGGCCAGUCCCGGGAUUGACGAACUUCCAGGCCCUCGGGCAUUGUGACAUCCUGCUGUCUCUGCGCCUGCUGGAGAACCGAGACCUCGGGGAUGCCGCUCGUCACCACCUGCUGCAGCAGCUUUUCCCGGGCCCGGACGUCCGGGACGCCGAGGAUGAGUCGCUCCAAGACCGCCUGGUCUGCCUCGCCCGCCGCCGAUCCGCGGUCCACAUGCUGCGCUUCUGUGGAUAUAAAGAGAACCUGAAUCUGCCGGAGGACUCACAGCUGAGGACCCAGGCAGAGAUGCUGCUGGAGCGUCUGCAGGAGGUGGGGAAGGCCGAAGCGGAGGGUCCCAGCACGUUUCUCAGCAGCUUGUGGGAGCGCUUGCCUCAGAACAACUUCUUGAAGGUGGUGGCGGCGGCGCUGUUGCAGCCGCCUGUGCCUCCCCGGCCCCAAGAAGAGGAGUUGGAACUGGGCAGCCCCAGAACAGCUGGAGAGGGGGCUCAAGAGCUUGUCCACUGGCUUCUGGGGAAGUCGGAAGUCAUGGCUGUCUUUUGCCGUCGCCUCCCAGCUGGGCUUUUAACUGUGGUGGCAAGCCGCCACCAAGCGCUUUCUCGUGUCUAUCUGGGUCUGCUAACAGACUGGGGUCGACAGCUGCACUAUGACCUUCAGAAAGGCAUUUGGGUUGGAGCUGAGUCCCAAGAUGUGACCUGGGAGGAGUUGUGCGAUAGGUUUCAAAGCCUCUGUCAGGCCCCUCCUCCUCUGAGAGAUGAAGUUGUAACUGUCCUAAAGUCCUGUAAGGCGCAGGAUGGGGAUUUCGAAGUCCCUGGUCUCAGCAUCUGGACGGACCUGUUGUUAGCUCUUCGGAGGGUUGCGUGAUAGUACAUUUAGGAAAAGACAAGAUUUAGGUCUCAGCCCUGGCCCCAGUUCUCUAUGGCCAACGCUCUGUUAUUAAUUACUUGAAUAUGUGGUUUACAAAAUGAAAAUUCCAGUAUUGUCACCAAAUCUUCUGUGCCUUCAUUUGUCCAAAGUAUUAUUUUGGGUGCUAUUUUUGAGUGGUAUAUUAUAUAAUUAUAAAUAUGGAAAGUAAUUGCUUGUAGUGCCAUGGAUUUUCUGGAUAGAGGAAGUGACAUAUUGGAAGUAUUCUAUUUAAAGCCAGGGAAUUAGCAUUAGUUGUUUUUCAGAAGGCCUCUUUCAAAGAAUGAUGAGAACGUGCACUUUUCAAAGAACAAGCAGCUUUAAAGUGACAUUUUCUAUCAGUAUGAUUUUUCUAAGUCCCCUCUCUGCACCCCUACCCAGUAGCGAAGAGUUUACUUUAACCAACAGCAUAUAGUGGUGUCAGAAAUGUUGGUUUGAAAAGCUAACUGGCCUAUUUGGAGCGUAAGCCCUGGACUUUGGCCUUGGUAACCUAGUAUUGUAACCAGUUAACCAGCUUCAACGUGCAUUAAAAUUGUGUUAUUCUGAAAAUUUG